Molecule: messenger RNA, 1968 nt
Organism: Suillus clintonianus
Lineage: Eukaryota; Fungi; Basidiomycota; Agaricomycetes; Boletales; Suillaceae
Exons: 4
Coding region: 200-1861 (553 amino acids)
Molecular function (GO): protein binding
Source: RefSeq, a predicted model, not a curated record
CGUCUAUUUGAGUAGCAACUUCUUCAGAUGUAACUCUCAGUUAACCUCUGCGGUCAUUUUCGUUAUCGCGUGUCACAACCGAGUUGUUUGAUAAUAGAUCCGCGCGACAAUACGUUGUUCUUAUACCUGAAUUCUUGUUCGAAUCCGUAGCAAACGCUGAUUUGUGAAACCUGCAUCUCGAAUCACGAAAGAUCCACCCAUGGCGAUUAUAUCCUCUCCUCUGGCCGACUCGGAUGCUAUGUCCACAAGCACAACCACUGAAAUCAACAAAGACCUUGCUGUAUUAGCCGAGUCCAUGCACGUCCUUGACUCCAUAUCUCGCCUUCCAGCCGAGAUUCUCGCGAUUGUCUUCGAAUUCGUCGAAGAAGAGAAGCGUUUCGACGAAUCUGCGAACAAUAAUGCCCCUGCUUGUCUAGCAAUCACACACGUCUGCAGAUACUGGCGCAACGUCGCUCUCGAUUGCCCCUCUCUUUGGAGAUUCAUCCGUUCUUCCUCUCCAUAUUUGGUAGGCAUCAUGCUUGAGAGGUCGAGGAACGCUCCCCUGGUCGUGACGUACAAAUCCCCGGUCUCACUACAAGGUUGCUUGGAGCCAGUCCUUGCGCAACUGCCCCGAGUCAAAGUGCUCCAAUUUCCAUCGCCGGCACCGGACGUCGAUCGCAUUAUCAACCUGCUAUCAUCGCAACCAGCACCGUUGCUUGAAAAUUUCGAUUUACGCAAGCCAUGGGAGGGCAGAGAUUGGUUCAUCACAGACACCAUCUUUCAAGGCCAAGCACCUCGACUUCGGAGUGUUGAACUUGGGAAUUUUAGCUUAAGCUGGACAGCGCAUAUUUUCAGCAGGCUUCAAACUCUGAGUGUCAGAGGCAUAACAUUCUUUCCUACCACCCUACCGGAGCUCCUGUCAGCUCUGAGACGUAUGACUGCAUUGGAACAGCUUGCGAUUGAUACGGCGUCCGUAGUUUCCGAGAUAACGAUGCCCCUUGACAAUGGCAAAGUGCCACUCGCUCGGUUGAAAAGUAUAGCGCUAGGUACUCUCUCAAUCCAAACUGCCACGUCUCUCUUCUCGCAACUAGCCAUUCCCGUCGAUGCCAAGAUCGCUCUGCGGCUCAAAGAUAUUCUAGGCCUUCAAGACUUUUCCGAUCUGUUUUCGGCCAUGGACAGGUAUCCUGAUACACCCGGUUCUGUCAUUCGAUCCCUGCGCGUCAUCUACUUUUCGUACAAAUCUUUUUGCUUCCAGCUUAGCACGUCCACGACGAUGGAUCCUCCAGAAUCCUGGAAUUCUCAUGAUUAUGACGAUGCCAUACGACUAUCCAUUCACUUCAACUUCCACGGAUACGUUGACGUCGCGAAGAGCAUCCUGUUCGAUAUAUGUCGGCUCGUGACGCAGCCUGAGGACAGGAUUCAAACGUUCUAUCUUGGGUCAGAUUUUUUGGAUCCAGACCCAGAUUUCUGGCGCGCUGGGUCCGCCUUCCUCCCGGAUGUCGAAACUAUUCAUCUGAACCGCACAUUGAUUGGAGGCUUGGUCGAGAUGCUCGAGAUUGACGAAGGCGAGCAGGAAUGCAAUGUGCCAUAUCACUCCCUCCGUGCUCUAGACGUCUAUACGACCGUUUUCAUUUAUGAGGAUGAUGAAUAUGAGAGGCUUCGGGAUAUCAUGAAGAUGCGAGCUGGACGCGGUGCCGGCAUCCGGGCCCUCCGACUCGAGAAAUGCUUAGAUUUAGACGCUGAAAUGGUGCAAGGUUUCAGGAGAGUGGGUGGGGCUGUUGAUUGGGACGAAUAUGUAGAGCCCUUGGGUGAUAGGGAGAUUUACGAGGUCACUACGCCGCCGGGUUGGGUGAAUUGGACAGAGGCUUUUGACCAGCGCUAGUGUUUAUAUAUAUCGACGACGUUUUAAUGCGUGAUGGAUUUGUAUUUAGAUUUUUGUUCUUAUCGUCGACUGCUGUGCAGCCUCGGGCUGUAUCUCAUGGUCUGCCC